AUGUUAUUUGAGCUCCUUGAUAGUAAGAUUGAGGAGAUUGGAGAGGAGAAUGUGGUUCAAGUGGUCAUUGAUAAUGCUUCCAAUCAUGUUGCUGCUGGAAGGCAUACUCGUCUUCUUGAAGCUAUGAGGGUACAUACAAGAGGAGCAGACUUAGUGAGGGCUGAAGCAACCAGAUUUGCAUCUUCAUUUUUAACACUUCAGAGUUUAUUGAAACAUAAGGAUAAUUUGAGAAAAUUAUUUCUUUCUGAUCACUGGGACAAUUCUAAGUUGUCACAUACAGAGGCAGGGAAGCAAAUUGUUGAAAUAAUUCUUUUCACACCUUUCUGGAAUGAUGUGCAAGAUUGCUUGAGAGCAUCAUUGCCUCUUAUUCAAGUAUUGAGGAUAGUAGAUGGAGAUGAGAGGCUUGCAUUGCCUGAAAUGGAGCGACCAAUAUAUUUGGCUGUAUUUCUCCUCAAUCCAAGCAAGUACUUUAGUGCAAUUGAGAAGGAAUCAGAUGAAUCUAUAGUCAACUCCUUGAUGCAUAAAGCAAAUGAUGCCUUUAAUGAUAUUCUUACAAGGAUGGUGCCUGAUACAACCUUGCAAGACAAGAUCAGUGCAAAAUCUGCUGCUUAUACUGGAAGUAAUGGAAGUUUUGCAAAGGAGAUGAUUCACACCAAGAAGAGGAAUAUGUUAGAGCAUCAACGUUUAAAUGAUCUUGUCUACAUCCAGUAUAAUCGCCGUCUUCAAGUAAGGUUCCAAGAGAAAAGAGAACAAUCUAGAAAUCCUAAUCCACUAGUGCUUGAUGAUCUAGAUUGGAGUAGUGAGUGGAUGACUGGCAUAUCAGAUGAUGAAUUAGUUCAUCCUGGGGAUGAUCUCACUUGGAGAACUGUAUCAACAGUUUCUGGAGCAUCUUCAUUGUUUCAUGGCACUAAUAGAGUAAGGAGGUCUGGACCAUCAACCAGUGGAGCGGCUCCAGCAUUAGCCUCUUAUUCACGGCGUAAUAGGGUCCAUGAGGAGUCUUCAGAUGACGAACUGGAGUUCGGGUUGGAGUUGAAUCAAGGGGAUGUGCAUGAUGAUGAAGAUGUUGAGGAUGAUUUUGGUAUACAAAGUAAUGUUGUGGGCAAUGAACAGGAGGAAGAAGAUGAUUUGAAUAUACUUAAUUGGGAGUAA
This is a messenger RNA of Telopea speciosissima, 1149 nucleotides long. RefSeq lists its product as uncharacterized. Bases 1 to 1149 code for a protein of 382 amino acids. The transcript is spliced from 4 exons. The record is from RefSeq and is a predicted model, not a curated record. NCBI's taxonomy places the organism in Eukaryota, Viridiplantae, Streptophyta, Magnoliopsida, Proteales, Proteaceae.